Messenger RNA from Nezara viridula (southern green stink bug), 924 nucleotides. NCBI's taxonomy places the organism in Eukaryota, Metazoa, Arthropoda, Insecta, Hemiptera, Pentatomidae. The record is from the annotation of a GenBank genome assembly.
CAAAAGUCGGACUGAUGAUAAGAUGAGCAGUUUUGGUGGUGACGUUCCAAACUUUUGAACUUCAUUAAUUUUACAAGUUUUGUCUAAAGAUUUGGUUAUAAGAUGACCAUUCAGUUUUAUUAUGACAUACUCUCUCAACCGUGCCGGACCCUUUACUUAUUUUUAAAGUUAAAUAAUCUUUCAUUUAAUAAACAUGUCAUUAAUUUGGCCAAGGGACAUCAUAGAACUGAAGAAUUCAAAAAAAUUAAUCCAAUAAGUUUAGUUCCUUUCAUAGAAGAAAAUGGUGUAAUUUUAAGGGAAAGUGUUGGAAUUAUGAGAUACUUGUGCCGAGAAAAAAAUAUACCUGAUCAUUGGUAUCCAAAGGAUCACAAGUCUCAAGCUAAAAUUGAUGAGUUUAUUGAAUGGCAUCAUAUUGGCUUGCGAUUUCCUCUUACAAUGUUUUUCCGUGUUUGUCAUCUAGAACCGCUGUUAACUGGAAAAGAACCACUAAAAAGUGAUGUAGAAUGGAGUAUAAGUGGAAUGAAGAUUAGCUGCAAUGUGAUGGAAAAUUUCUGGCUCAGUAAUGACCGCAAGUUUCUCUUUGGGGAUCAUUUGACUAUAGCUGAUCUUCUUGCAGCUAUGGAAAUAGAACAACCUAGAAUGUGCGGCUAUGAUCCAAGAAAUGGACGACCAAAGUUGACAGCAUAUAUGAACAAUAUCCGGGCUGAAACUAAUCCAUAUUACGAUGAAGCUUGCGAAUUACUGAAUUCCAUCAGUGCUAAGAAGCUUUCAAAGCAAGAAAUCAAAUCAAAUUUAUGAUGAAUGAUUUUCAAUAGUUAUAUCUUAAAUGUAAUUUUUAACUAGAAAGAGAUUAAUGUAAUUUAUCAAUUAGUACUUUUAAAAUAGGAUUAAAAUCAAAUUUUGAUCAAAGGAAAUGCAGAUUCU